CUUCUCUGUUUGUUUUUUCCUCGACUGGGACAGCAAGCAAGCUCAACAGCCCCUCCUCCACCCCAAGAAACAAAACCAACAACUCCACUCCACUUGACCAACAAAACAUGGCUGAUGCGACUGUGCGCGAGUGGUUUCUCGGCGUGCCCAUCAUUACUCGGGUCUGGUUUGCAGCAGCGAUGGGUCUGACGUUGGUCGCAAACUUCCACCGUCCGCUCAUGUUCUACAUGUAUCUGGACUACUCCCAAGUGUUUUACCACUUUAACUUCUGGAGGCCCGUGACGAGCGCCUUCUUCUUGGGCAAGCUCUCGUUCAGUUUCCUGAUGAGCUUGUACUUUUUGUACAAGUACUCGCGGACUCUGGAAGAGCAGCACUUCCUUGGCCGCAAGGCCGAGUAUGCGACGCUUGUUGGAUUCAUCUGGCUCGUGCUGUUGGCCCUCGCUCCAAUCCUCAACAUGCCUUUCAUCGGCCUUGCCGCGAUCUACUCGCUCAUCUAUGUGUGGUCGCAGUUCUACGCCAAUGUCAUUGUCUCGUUCAUUUUUGGCAUUCAAUUCAAGGCCAUGUACUUGCCGUGGGUGCUCGCCGCGUUCAGCCUGCUGACUGGCAACUUCCCCUUCGACGAGCUUGUGGGCAUCUUUGUUGGCCACGCAUACUUUUACCUUGCCACCAUCUAUCCCCAGCGCUCUGGUCGGCAGCUGCUCUUCACGCCCGGCUUCUUGCUCAAGCUCUUCCCCGCCGAGCGCCCCACCGUCCAGGGCUUUGCUCCCGUCGGCCGCCGACCCCAAGAUGUGGACAACAACAUCCGACAAGACGGCCAUGCCUGGGGCACUGGCAACACGCUCGGCAACCAGUAAUUAUUGUAUGAGGGCGCUCUUUUUGGAAGACGCAGCGGUUUCUUGUUGCUUUGCUCUCCUUUGUAGUCAUUAAAGUACCUACUCGCUUUGCAUUGGCAGUUGAGCGUGAGUGCCGAGGCGUCAUGUUUUUGGAAGAAGAUGAAAUUUCAA
Messenger RNA from Capsaspora owczarzaki ATCC 30864, 1004 nucleotides. RefSeq lists its product as hypothetical. Lineage: Eukaryota; Filasterea; Ministeriida; Capsasporidae. Gene Ontology annotation, molecular function: ubiquitin-specific protease binding; misfolded protein binding. The record is from RefSeq and is a predicted model, not a curated record. The transcript is spliced from 5 exons. Gene Ontology annotation, cellular component: endoplasmic reticulum membrane; Hrd1p ubiquitin ligase ERAD-L complex. Bases 108 to 854 code for a protein of 248 amino acids. Gene Ontology annotation, biological process: endoplasmic reticulum unfolded protein response.